Talaromyces proteolyticus is the source of this 1014-nucleotide messenger RNA. RefSeq lists its product as uncharacterized. Gene Ontology annotation, cellular component: U2-type spliceosomal complex. NCBI's taxonomy places the organism in Eukaryota, Fungi, Ascomycota, Eurotiomycetes, Eurotiales, Trichocomaceae. Gene Ontology annotation, biological process: snoRNA splicing. The transcript is spliced from 2 exons. Gene Ontology annotation, molecular function: metal ion binding. Bases 1 to 1014 code for a protein of 337 amino acids. The record is from RefSeq and is a predicted model, not a curated record.
AUGCCGAGCAAUGGAGAAGCUGAUGUUCCUCAAGUGACCUUCAAGAAGCGCUCUGCCAAGGCGAAAAUCAGCUCGCGCAAGAAACCCGCGACGCCACCACCAGCCUCCGAAUCAGAUUCCGGCUUCACAUCGUCCGACGACGAGGAAGGUAGACGAAUCAAAAGGCGUCGGAAAAAUGCGGUGGUGACUGCAUCAUCUACCGCGAACAAACUUCAUUCCAAAGCUGGCGACGAGGCUGUAUACGCAGCUGCAGCACCGCUGGUCGCCUCGAACGAUGCCACGAAGCAAUCGAAUUGGUACGACGAAGGAAACGAGAAUGGCCUCAACGAGAAGGAAUUACUCGGGAAACCAAGGACUCAGCCAGUGGCUCCAUCAUCGGAUGGCACGUACAAGGGCACGACGAAUUACCAGUCCUUUGUUCGCAAGAAUCCCGAUGCCCCUACAAAGCAAUUCGGUCCGAUGAAAGCAGCGACCAAUAUUCGUACCGUCACUUUCACAGACAUGGCUCCCGAUGUAUGUAAGGAUUACAAGCAGACAGGAUUCUGUGGAUUUGGAGAUUCGUGUAAAUUCGCUCAUAUCCGGGAGGCAUAUGCUCAUGGGUGGCAACUUGAUCGAGACUGGGAAAUCAAAACGAAGGGCAAAAAGCUUGCCGGGCGCACUGUCGCAUCUCAGGAGAACAGGGGCAAAGGAGUAGAAGAGGAUGAAGACGAGGAUAACAAGCUAUUAGAGAGCAUUCCCUUCGCGUGUAUCAUCUGCAAGAGCGAUUAUAAAAGUCCCAUUGUUACAAAAUGCGGCCAUUACUUCUGCGAGCCGUGUGCUCUACAACGGUAUCGGAAAAAUCCGUCAUGCGCGGCGUGCGGCGCAGGUACUGGCGGUGUUUUCAAUGUGGCUAAGAAGCUGAAUUAUCUGUUGGAAAAGAAACGUGAGAGAGUCAAGAAACGCCGGGAGCAAGCCAUCGCCAACGGUGAGGAUGUGAAUAGCGACGAAGACGCAGCUGCUGAAGUCGACAACUAG